Messenger RNA from Caenorhabditis elegans, 507 nucleotides. It is a transcript of the gene ins-34, whose product is annotated as INSulin related. Lineage: Eukaryota; Metazoa; Nematoda; Chromadorea; Rhabditida; Rhabditidae. The coding region runs from base 13 to 429 and encodes 138 amino acids. The record is from RefSeq and is marked reviewed. The transcript is spliced from 2 exons.
UCCAAUUUUCAGAUGCUUCACCACAAAACCCUCAUCAUUGCUCUUCUCCUGACACUUUUCAUUUCGGGAAUCGACAGUCUUCCAUUCCGAAAGCAUAACAAUCACCGUCACCUCAAAAAUCAAAAGGCCCAACAAUUGAAAGAAGAAGCCACUGAAGCUCCAACUCCAGCCCCGACUACAACCAAAGCUCCAUCUGGAUCUGCUACUACAACCACCACCGUGAAAACGACUGCAGCUCCAUUGGCUCAAGUCAAUCCACAAUGCUUGAGACGGCUCACUUUGCUCGCGAGAGGAGUCUGUAGACAGCCGUGCCAACCAUCAGAUAAACCAAAAACAUCAGCUCAACAAUUGCUCCAACUUGCUUGCUCCGCCCGUCGUCCAACCAAUGAGCAAAUUAUUAGCUACUGCUGCCCAGAGAAAAGCGGUUAAUUUUUAAUUUUAAUUUAUUUUAUUUUUCCCUAUUUAAUUUCUUUUUUUCACAAAUAAAAAUAAACUUUGGAAAAUUUA